GUACAAAAGUGCUUAAGACUCUAUCAUCGAACUCUGGUUCACUAGGCUACAGGGAAUAACCCCAUGAUGCUCGUCUCGCACUAAGCUAAACAAAAGCAUUUUCUCCUCUCUGAACUUUUUGCUGGAGUUCCCCAUCACUCCGGAGCCGAACAGCAUGGCGGGUAACGGACAGACCGAAGAGCCUUGGAACUACAGCAGCGCGGAGCUGCUCGAGCGCACCACCCCGGUGUCUAUGAUUCAAACUCCUCACUAUCCUUUUCCCACCGUGGAUGUUCCAGACCAUGCCCACUAUACUGUCGGCUCUGUUAUCUUAAUCAUUGGCAUCACUGGCAUGGUGGGCAACUUUCUGGUCAUGUACGCCUUCUGCAAGAGCCGAAGUUUAAGAACACCAGCCAAUAUGUUCAUUAUUAAUCUGGCCAUAACUGACUUCCUGAUGUGCGUCACUCAGACGCCCACCUUCUUCAUUACCAGCAUGAAUAAGAGAUGGAUCUUUGGGGAGAAAGGCUGUGAAUUGUAUGCAUUUUGUGGUGCUCUCUUUGGGAUGUGCUCUAUGAUCACACUAAUGGUCAUUGCUGUGGAUAGAUAUUUUGUCAUCACUCAGCCCCUGGCCUCCAUAGGCAAGAUGUCACACAAGCGUGCUCUUAUCAUCCUCGUCCUAGCCUGGCUAUACACCUUGGUUUGGAGCCUUCCUCCCUUUUUUGGCUGGAGUGCAUAUGUUCCUGAGGGCUUGAUGACCUCCUGCACAUGGGACUAUAUGACGUUUACCCCAUCUGUUCGUGCCUACACAAUGCUACUCUUCAUCUGUGUCUUUUUUAUCCCUCUGUUUGUCAUUAUGUACUGCUAUUUCUGCAUCUUCCGUGCUAUUCGCAACACCACCAGUGCUGUAGGUAAAAUCAGUGAGGAAGGAGGAAUCACCAAAGAUUCAAUCAAAAAGUUUCAUCGACUGAAAAGUGAAUGGAAGAUGGCCAAGGUGGCUCUCAUAGUCAUUCUGUUGUAUGUGAUCUCCUGGUCGCCAUAUUCUUGUGUGGCUCUGACAGCGUUUGCAGGUUACGCUGACUUACUCACCCCAUACAUGAACUCUGUUCCUGCUGUGAUUGCCAAGGCUUCAGCUAUCCACAACCCCAUCAUUUAUGCCAUCACACAUCCCAAAUACAGAUCUGCUUUAGCAAGGUAUAUUCCAUGUCUGGGCGUGCUACUGUGUGUUCCUCAUCGAGAACGCUUGACUAGCAGCAGUUUUAUGUCCACACGCCGCUCCACUGUGACCAGCCAGGCUUCAGAAAUCGGCAGCAGCAUGCGUCAAUCCAGCAGGACGCGCCUGUCCUCGAUGUCCGACAGCGAGUCUGCUUUGACGGACACUGAGGUGGACAUGGCGAGUGCACUUUCUCGUCAGGUGUCCUACGAAGGGCGUAAAGAGCUGUCCGACUUUUCUCUGAAAGUGAAGGUGAGGGGUCGAGACUCGGGUGGAUUCAGGAGUCCUGUUGAUACAGGUCUAAACCUCACCGGCUAUGCUUAUAUCAGUACUAUGAUGGACAAGGAUGACAUCUCCAUUUCUGAGUCUGUCCAGUCCAAUCAUCUUCUCUCCACUCCAGCACAUGAGCACAAGAAGCAGACAGCAACUAUUCCCUCCAUUGUUGUAACCUCCGAGUCCCAUCCUGCCGUCCUGUCCGAUGUGACCAAUAGCCACCCUUCUAAAUGCCUCCCCAGCGUUUCUCCAGUGGUGCCUCUCAACAUGGAACCUCUUGUCAUGGACCAAGUGAGCAAUUCCCAGGCCUACAAUAAUCCUUCCAACAUUAGCAUUCCUCAGCAUAGAAUCUGAAAGAA
Tachysurus vachellii is the source of this 1821-nucleotide messenger RNA. RefSeq names its product opsin 4b (gene opn4b). Bases 155 to 1816 code for a protein of 553 amino acids. The record is from RefSeq and is a predicted model, not a curated record. Gene Ontology annotation, biological process: G protein-coupled receptor signaling pathway; visual perception. Gene Ontology annotation, cellular component: membrane. Gene Ontology annotation, molecular function: G protein-coupled receptor activity. NCBI's taxonomy places the organism in Eukaryota, Metazoa, Chordata, Actinopteri, Siluriformes, Bagridae. The transcript has 12 exons.